ACGUUGACAAGGAAACGAGCGCCUCGGGAAGCUCACCCAACCCAACACCCCUAAUUUAUUUCUUCACUGUGUCCUCCGUCUCUCUCCCUUGUAUAAAUAUCCGCCGUCCCCAUUUCUCUUUCUCUCUCUCCCAUUUUCACUCUCUCUCUACACAUACACACUCGCUUGAUUAUACAAAAUGUUGAGAUCUACCAUCAAGGCUUCUCUGAGGCGAGUGAAUGGCCGUAGCUUCUCAUCGGGAUCUGCGCCGCACCGUAAGGUCGCCGUCUUGGGCGCCGCCGGCGGGAUCGGACAGCCUCUCUCUCUUCUUAUGAAACUCAAUCCUCUUGUUUCUCAGCUCUCUCUUUAUGAUAUCGCUGGGACUCCUGGUGUCGCCGCUGACGUCAGCCACAUCAACACUAGAUCUGAGGUUACUGGAUACGUGGGUGAGGACCAGCUAGGUAAGGCACUAGAGGGAUGCGAUGUUGUUAUCAUCCCGGCCGGUGUUCCAAGAAAGCCUGGUAUGACUCGUGAUGAUCUCUUCAACAUCAAUGCUGGUAUUGUCAAGGGCUUGUGCACAGCAAUCGCUAAGUAUUGUCCCCAUGCUCUUGUCAAUAUGAUCAGUAACCCGGUCAAUUCUACUGUCCCAAUUGCUUCUGAAGUUUUCAAGAAAGCAGGGACUUAUGAUGAGAAGAGACUGUUCGGAGUGACUACACUUGAUGUAGUUAGGGCGAAGACUUUCUAUGCUGGAAAAGCCAAUGCUAAUGUUGCAGAGGUAAAUGUGCCAGUUGUUGGUGGUCAUGCGGGCAUAACUAUUCUCCCAUUGUUUUCACAGGCUACACCAACAGCAAACUUGCCUCAUGAUGUACUCACAGCUCUUACAAAGCGUACACAAGAUGGUGGGACGGAAGUUGUGGAAGCCAAGGCUGGAAAGGGUUCAGCUACACUCUCCAUGGCGUAUGCAGGAGCUUUAUUUGCGGAUGCUUGUUUGAAAGGACUUAAUGGAGUUCCAGAUGUUGUUGAAUGCUCAUUCGUACAGUCUAGCAUUACUGAACUUCCAUUUUUCGCAUCCAAGGUGAGACUUGGAAAGAACGGUGUGGAGGAAGUCCUUGGAUUGGGUGCACUUUCAGACUAUGAAAAGCAAGGAUUGGAAGCUCUCUUACCUGAAUUGAAAAGUUCAAUUGAGAAGGGUAUCAAGUUUGCUAAUCAGAGUUAAAGAAGUUUGAGGUCUUAGAGUGUGAGUGCUGUCACCACAAUUUUACGUGCCUCUGGUUUUGCAAAUUUUUACAAACAUUGUAAUUGUUAGCGAGUGUGUUGCUCCAAGAGGGCACAUGAUUUUGCUGUUUUAGUAACAUUAGUAUGGAGGUGAUAAAAGAAAACACACAAUAAUCAUGGUGACAUGACGAGGAACACUACAUGAUUUUCACCAAGACCUAUAAAAUUGACUUUGCUAUGAGUGUUCUAUAUUUA
Daucus carota subsp. sativus is the source of this 1449-nucleotide messenger RNA. RefSeq names its product malate dehydrogenase 1, mitochondrial. The transcript is spliced from 7 exons. Gene Ontology annotation, molecular function: L-malate dehydrogenase (NAD+) activity. Gene Ontology annotation, cellular component: mitochondrion; cytoplasm. Gene Ontology annotation, biological process: tricarboxylic acid cycle; malate metabolic process. Bases 179 to 1195 code for a protein of 338 amino acids. The record is from RefSeq and is a predicted model, not a curated record. Lineage: Eukaryota; Viridiplantae; Streptophyta; Magnoliopsida; Apiales; Apiaceae.